This is a messenger RNA of Ostertagia ostertagi, 476 nucleotides long. Lineage: Eukaryota; Metazoa; Nematoda; Chromadorea; Rhabditida; Trichostrongylidae. The record is from the annotation of a GenBank genome assembly.
GACAUAAGGAGUUUCUUCGGUGGAAAGAAAAGUGGCAAUCAAGAGAGUUCGUCCGGUUCAAGUGCGCUAUCAGCAAUUCGAAAGGCAGCUCCUUCAACUCCACCUCGGAGACCAAAAAGAGGUCCGAUAAAUUGGUUCCGAACAAAUCCGAGCCGAAGGCAAAGAAAGGCAAAGAAACCGAAGAAGGCUGCGGUCGCAGUUGUGGACUUGAGCGAGAGCGAUGACUCCGAAGGUGAAUCACCAAUACCGGCGUCACUGCGCAAAGAAGCCUUGAAGCAGAAACGUUCACGAGCGCUUGUGGUUUCGGAUUCCGAUGAGGAUUUUAUUCCGAAGAAAGCAUCGAAAGGCGCAAUAAAGUCAGUCACACCUUCUCCGGUGAAGUCUCCUCCGAAGGUGAAGAGGUCGCGAAUUGUGGUGAGCGAUAGUGAAGAAGAUGCUACACCAUCUCCCAAGAAGCAGAAAGGAAAAGUAAAAGC